Messenger RNA from Antrostomus carolinensis (chuck-will's-widow), 625 nucleotides. It is a transcript of the gene RPL14, whose product is annotated as ribosomal protein L14. Gene Ontology annotation, biological process: ribosomal large subunit biogenesis; translation. Gene Ontology annotation, molecular function: RNA binding; structural constituent of ribosome. The annotation marks the transcript as partial. Gene Ontology annotation, cellular component: ribosome; cytosolic large ribosomal subunit. The record is from RefSeq and is a predicted model, not a curated record. NCBI's taxonomy places the organism in Eukaryota, Metazoa, Chordata, Aves, Caprimulgiformes, Caprimulgidae. The transcript is spliced from 5 exons.
GUGUUCAAACGCUUUGUCGAGAUUGGCAGAGUUGCCUUCAUUUCCUUCGGGCCGCAUGCUGGCAAGCUGGUGGCCAUUGUGGAUGUCAUUGACCAAAACAGGGCACUAGUUGAUGGCCCCUGCAGUGGUGUCAGAAGGCAGGCUAUGCCCUUCAAGUGCAUGCAGCUUACUGACUUUGUUCUCAAGUUCCCACACAGUGCUCGUCAGAAGUGUGUGCGACUUGCAUGGGAGAAGGAAAAUAUAAAUGAAAAAUGGGCCGCCACAAGAUGGGCGAAGAAGAUUGAAGCCCGAGAAAAGAAAGCUAAAAUGACUGACUUCGAUCGCUACAAGGUUAUGAAAGCAAAGAAAAUGAGAAACAGGAUCAUCAAGCAUGAAAUGAAGAAGCUCCAGAAGAUGGCUUCUAAAAAAGGCAAGAAGCCAGAGAAGCCAGAGAAACCAGCGAAGUCAGCGAAGCCAGCGAAGGCAAAGAAGUCAGAGAAAGUGCAGAAGGCACCGAAGGCACAGAAAUAAAAUGAACUUGUGGUUAUGUAUGACUUUGUGUCUUUGUUCUGGUUCUUUGAAAUUAACAAAUGGUUCAACAUCUGAUGUAAAUUGUAAUCAUAAGUUCACUUUUGCUUCUGACCAA